AUGUUACAUCGUUCAGUUGCUGCCGCAAGCUCGGGACUCGGCCUUGCGGACGCUAGGGACAUGGGACCCUCGAAGGUGCCGGACAUCCAUCUUGACGACAUCGACGAGAGGCGAGCGCGGCGGCCGCGUCAAAUCACACCCACCUCACCUUCUCCCUCUCCCGAGCCGCAAUCCCACACGGGCGCUAAUGGUGCUGGGUCCGCCAAGACCUCCCAACCAGCAACAGCGCUCCCACCGGCGCAAGCCGAGGCAAGCGCGGCGAUAGAGCCCGCCGACCCGACCGAGUCCGUGCGUGCGACGCUUGAAACCCGCGUGCGCGCUGUCGUCGAUCUGCUGUACCAGCUGGCGGUGUGCUCGGCGGACGUGCAAGAGGGUUCGCAGCACCUGGUGGCGAACAAGGUGAACGAGUGCAUCAAGGCGCUCGCCGAGCUGGACGCCACCAAGGACGAGCUGCACCGUGCGCACCUGAUGGUGCCCCAGGAGGUGCUCGAGAUGCUCGAUGCGGGCAAGAACCCCGACACGCACACGCGGAACUUUGUCAGCCGUCUCGCGAGCGAAAACCAGUACAGCUACGGCCAGCACAACGCAGUCAGCAGCUACAAGGACGCCCUCGACGCAGCACUCGAUCAGGCAUUCCCCGAGCUGGCGACUGCCAGCAAGCCAGCGGAGGCGCAAGAUCCAUAG
Molecule: messenger RNA, 684 nt
Organism: Moesziomyces antarcticus
Lineage: Eukaryota; Fungi; Basidiomycota; Ustilaginomycetes; Ustilaginales; Ustilaginaceae
Product: mediator of RNA polymerase II transcription subunit 10 isoform X3
Exons: 2
Coding region: 1-684 (227 amino acids)
Biological process (GO): regulation of transcription by RNA polymerase II
Cellular component (GO): mediator complex
Molecular function (GO): transcription coregulator activity
Source: RefSeq, a predicted model, not a curated record